AUGUCCGUCGAUCUUGAAUGGCACAGAUUGGAUUCAUCCCUUGCAAAGGCACUAGUUGACAUCCUCAACCGCCAGCUAGUGAGCGUUAAGCGUCCCUCCGUCAUAGGCCCAGUCGAGAUCACAGGUUUUGACUUUGGCACCGUCUCUCCGGACGUGGAGCUGGUGGACUUGCGGGACAUUCAUCCUGACUUUCUCGAAGAUGAUUCAGACUUGGAGUCCGAGCAGGACAACGUCAAGGUCACCGAAGGCGCUGAGGGCGACGACGAUGGCUAUGAGUGGGUGUCUAGAAGAGCUUCCCGUCGCGAGCUGGCCGAGGACGCACUCGCCUACCAUCAUCUUCCCCCACACGUCCGUUAUGGACGCAGCCCAGCUACGGAUCUGUUUAUGUCCACGCCUACAUUGUACCCCGGGCCAUCACGGGACCACUGGGGAGUCGGGACUCUGCAUUCAAGUUUCAAUGGCUAUGGCUAUCGACCACCAGCACCACCUCGGAGGUCGCCGUCGCACUAUACAUCCGACGUCAGCCAAUCACCAAAUCCCCCUGUUUCACAGCAGUCGCAACCGGACCUCCAAGUCCACCUUCAUAUCAACUGGCAAUCGAAUCUCAGGCUGACUCUUACCACCUCGCUGCUCAUCAACUACCCAUCCCCAUCUUUCAUGUCCCUUCCUAUCAAGCUAUCUGUAACCGGUAUCGUGUUCAACAGCGAGGUCGCCGUGGCCUUUGAGGGUUCCAGAGGUCGAAUUCACCUAUGUAUAUUGGAUGAGUUGGACCCUUACGGGCCUGCAUGUCGACGAUCACGCAGUAGUCAGCCGAGCACACCUUCUGACGUAGACGACGAGAUCAGUGGCAGACGAGACGAAAAACCGUUGCCUGUUGGUCAACGCUUGCUGCCUUCCAUAUUCAUCGAAAGCGAAAUAGGUCAGACGGACAAGCAUGUUCUCAAGAAUGUCACGCGCGUGGAGAAAUUCAUACAAGAUGUUAUUAGGAAGACCGUCGAGGAAGAGCUUGUCUUUCCAAAUUUUCAUACGUUGGUUCUUGCGGACAGGACUCAAUAA
Molecule: messenger RNA, 1056 nt
Organism: Pisolithus orientalis
Lineage: Eukaryota; Fungi; Basidiomycota; Agaricomycetes; Boletales; Pisolithaceae
Exons: 2
Coding region: 1-1056 (351 amino acids)
Biological process (GO): phospholipid transport; mitochondrion organization
Cellular component (GO): ERMES complex
Molecular function (GO): lipid binding
Source: RefSeq, a predicted model, not a curated record